GAUGGGCUAUCACUGAGCAAGCAAUUCAGGCAGCCGACGCAGGAAAGCAUGUGCUUUGUGGGUUGUGGGCUGUCCUGCCAAAUCGAGAACGGCAAAGCAGAAGCUCAGCUCGGCUGCCGGACUUUGCAAAGCCAGGCGCAUGCAGAGCGCAUAGCGCUGGUGGUUGGCUUUGCGUCCAUCCGGCCCCAUCUCUUGGAAGGAGAGCCGCCGCUCAGCAGAACGACUCCACGCAAGUCUCCAGGAUGAAGCUGGGUCUCUUGACAGCCCUCCUGGUUCUCCUGACGGCUGCAGAAGCAGAGGCUCUACAAGAACCUCAGUUAUGUUACAUCUUGGAUGGGAUUCUGUUUGUCUAUGGCAUCACUCUCACUUUCCUCUACUGCCGAUUGAAGAUCCGAUAUCGAAAGAAAGCAAGAGAAGAGCGUUCGGCAAUUUACGAGAAAGUGGAAGGAGUCUACACAGGCCUCGUCACUCAGGAAACUGACACCUACACACCCCUCGAGCUCCCCAAAGUUGAAGCACGGGGCAAAGUCCCUGAAGAACCAGUAGAAGAAUAGGCACUGCUGUCGCUUGUGGAAACCUUUUGCCUGCAUAUGAAAAUUGCAAAACCGAGUUUGACACAGGACAACCGUAGAGCUAUCCUCGCUGGGCCUGCAGGGAAGACUCUGUCCUCUUAUGAGCCGUUGCCAAGUGGAUUUGAAAAGGGGGGGAAGGCUUACCCAAAGCUGCCACUGCUUGCUCAUUGCAGCUGACUCCUAUUAGGAUGGGAGAUUGUGUGAAAUUUCACUUUUUGUUGAUCCCACAAAGCCAUUCUGUUGUGUGGCAAAGCCUGGUUUAUCUAUGACCCCAUAUGGCCAUGAGAAAUUCCAUAGCCUACAGCAGCGAGCCUCAACCUUUCUGAGGCCAUGGGCCCCUUUGGAAUUUUGACACAGGGUGGUGGGUGCAGGAACAAAAUGGCUGCCGCACUAGGCAGAACCAACCAUAAAAUGGCCGCUGCGGGAAGCACGGACAACCACACAAAAGGAAGCUGUGCUUUUCUGAAUUUGCCUCUCAUCUACCUUUAACCCUGGCUGUACCUUUGUCUUCCAAUCUUGCCACCUUUGUCGGGUUGCCAGCCACCUGGUGGGACCUGGAGAUCUCUUGAAAUUUCAGCCGAUCUCCAGACUACAGAGAUCAGUUCCUUUGGAGAAAAUGGCGGUUUUGGGAUGUGGACUGUAUGACAUUAUACCCCCAAUAAGGUUUCUCCUCUCCCUAAACCCCACCCUCCCCAGGCUUCAUAGCCAGAUCUCCAGGCAUCUCCCCACCCAGAGUUGGCAACCCUACAUCCUUGAUGUCCCAUACUUUCUUGUCUUCCUAAACAAUUCCUGUGGGAAGCCUCUAGCUUAAAGCCUUCAGUCCUCAACUUUCUCCAUGGAAAUAAAGCCUGCGAAAGUAUGAGUUGCUUGUCCUCAUCUCCCCUCCUCACUGCCCUAUGCCUUCUUUGGUUGUCAAAAGAGGGGUGAUCUUUGGACCACGGUCUUGUAUUUUUGCUCAUGUUAUGCUUUAAAGCAGGGAUAACAAACGUGCAGCCUGAGGGCCAGAUCAGGCCUCCGGAGGGCUCUUAUCAGGCCCGUGAGCAACUAACUGUCAUCAGCUUCCUUCUGUCUCUCUCUCUCUUGCUUCUUUCUGCAUCACAGCUUGGUUUGCCAGGCUUGCUCAAUCGCACAGGAGCUGCAGAGCAAAGCCUCUGUCUUCUCCAUUGGCUGACUAGCAUGUGAAGCAACUUACCCACAAAAGCUCGGAAUGCCCAGCCAUUUCAUGUUUUCCCCUUGGUCUUAGAUUCGAAGCAUUGACCGUGAGAUUUUGGUAACGAAUGUCAAUAAAUCAAAAGUAGGUUUACAACUUACAGACACACACCUGAACAGCAAACUCAAGACUGCUACAGCACAGACAUUGCCUCCAGAUUUUGAUGCAAUAAUUCAGAGCAAGAAGUGUCUCUUAUCAUAAACUAUUAAACAAAAUGUUGCAAGAGUGCUAACUUUUAAA
Messenger RNA from Heteronotia binoei (common prickly gecko), 2022 nucleotides. RefSeq names its product Fc epsilon receptor Ig (gene FCER1G). The coding region runs from base 243 to 554 and encodes 103 amino acids. Lineage: Eukaryota; Metazoa; Chordata; Lepidosauria; Squamata; Gekkonidae. Gene Ontology annotation, cellular component: Fc-epsilon receptor I complex. Gene Ontology annotation, molecular function: IgE receptor activity. Gene Ontology annotation, biological process: cell surface receptor signaling pathway. The transcript is spliced from 5 exons. The record is from RefSeq and is a predicted model, not a curated record.